UGUCAUCGUCGAAUCGAACGUACAUAUAAUAAAACGCGUUGAGUGUGUGCGAAGUAAAGCGAAGUUUGUUUUGUUUCCAGCCAGUGUUGUUCGCCAUGUCGCGAUUUGUGGCCGGUUUUAUAACAAUCCUCUAUGUCUGCGCGGUCUCAGGACAGCAGCAGAGAGGUCCACCAAACGACAGCAGCAUCAGAGUCGGGUCUGUCACUGGUGGCAGCUACCCUGAUGGUGCCUUCAGUAUUAACUAUGGAGACGGAAAGGGACCGCUAGUUCCCUCUUCAGCGAACGUGCCUCAGAGAGAGGAGGACCUCAAAAGGCUGAAAGCGACCAACGACAGCAUUGCAGUCGGCGUAGUCUCUGGUGCUAACUUCGGAGACGGAGCCUUCAGCGUCAACCGCGAUGACAAUAAACCGGCACCAAAUAAUGGUGCAGCUGGAUACGACAGACCAAAUAAUGGAUACGACAGACCAAAUAAUGAAUACGACAGACCAAAUAAUGGAUACGACAGACCAAAUAAUGGAUAUGACAACUCAAAUAAUGGUCAAGGUUUUGCCUACGAUAACAACCAUUUAGGUGAUAACCAGAAUCCUCCGUACUACGGAAAUAAAUACGAUAGGCGAACAACUGAAGCUCCGGCAGCGAACUCUGGGACAGCUAAAAAAGGGUUCUUUUCAACUGUCGGUAGUUACUUAUCGAAAUGGUUUUUCUUUUAAAUACUUUGUUUUUUUAACAUGUUUACUUUUAUAAAUAUAUUUAGUAACAAAUUGUGAUGUUUGUUUUAUGUUUUAUAAUGACUGAGUUAAAAAUUAAAUGUGUUUUCGUUAAUGGGGGUAGAUUUUUGGAGUAUUGGAAAUACUGUGGAUUACUACUUUAAGAAUACGAUUUUUGUAAAGAGGACUCUUUUGCAAAAAUGUGAACUGCUUUUUGCAUUUGUUUUUGGCUGUGGAAAGAAGACAAAAUUUCCUUGACAAAGUUCAAUCAUGACAUUAUUUUUGAUUAUCGUAAGGGACGUACGUAGUAAUCAUAUUUUUUUUAUUAUUAGAUUUUACAAACUUAUUUAUAAUUUUAUAAAUUAAAUAAAUGCUUUUCUAUGUAA
This is a messenger RNA of Helicoverpa zea (corn earworm), 1093 nucleotides long. Its product is annotated as nacrein-like protein M. The record is from RefSeq and is a predicted model, not a curated record. The coding region runs from base 96 to 710 and encodes 204 amino acids. NCBI's taxonomy places the organism in Eukaryota, Metazoa, Arthropoda, Insecta, Lepidoptera, Noctuidae. The transcript is spliced from 3 exons.